Messenger RNA from Anopheles marshallii, 705 nucleotides. RefSeq names its product calcyclin-binding protein. The transcript is spliced from 2 exons. Lineage: Eukaryota; Metazoa; Arthropoda; Insecta; Diptera; Culicidae. Gene Ontology annotation, biological process: heart development. Bases 1 to 705 code for a protein of 234 amino acids. The record is from RefSeq and is a predicted model, not a curated record. Gene Ontology annotation, cellular component: nucleus. Gene Ontology annotation, molecular function: S100 protein binding; tubulin binding; ubiquitin protein ligase binding.
AUGUCUCGUGACGCGAUUGAAAAUCUUACGCUUGACCUGGAGGAGAUGCGAACGCUUGCAGGGAGUGCCCAGCGCAAUCGGGUGCAACAGAUGCUAGCGAUCGACAUUCGCAAACUGGAGACGGACAUUCAGCGCCAGCGGGAUCUUUUGGCCGCCCAGGCCAGCAGCGAACAGAGCAUCUCCCGACCGGUACAAACAUCCGUGCCCGGUGAUAUCCGCCGCUACCAGGUGGAACUGAAGGAGUAUGCGUGGGAUCAGAGCGACAAGUUUAUCAAAAUAUUCGUUACCGUCAACGGUGUGCAGCAGGUGCCGGAGGAUAACGUGAAUGUAGAGUUUACCGAAAACUCAUUCCAGCUGGUGAUAAGCGAUCUCAACAAUAAGGAUUACAUUUUCGUCGUGAACAAUCUGCUCAAUCCGAUCGAUUCGGAGAAGAGUUACCGGCGCGUCAAGUCCGACAUGGUGGCGAUUUAUCUGGCCAAGCAAACGCCUACCAAAUGGGCACACUUGACACUGACGGCCAAACGGCUACAGGACCUGAAGGAUGAACAGAUGUCGGAUGGCAAGAAGCUUACGGCCGACGAUCCAUCCUCCGGUAUAAUGAACAUCAUGCAGAAGCUUUACGAAUCCGGUGACACGGAAAUGAAGCGCAUGAUGAACAAGGCAUGGCAUGAAUCGCAAACGAAGAAAAAGAUGGGCAUGGAGUAA